Messenger RNA from Vanrija pseudolonga, 351 nucleotides. RefSeq names its product BolA-like protein 3 (gene BOL3). The record is from RefSeq and is a predicted model, not a curated record. Bases 1 to 351 code for a protein of 116 amino acids. The transcript has 3 exons. Gene Ontology annotation, cellular component: mitochondrial matrix. NCBI's taxonomy places the organism in Eukaryota, Fungi, Basidiomycota, Tremellomycetes, Trichosporonales, Trichosporonaceae.
AUGUCCCUCCGCCUCCUCUCGCGCGCAACAAGAGCCUCCUCGUCGUCAUCGACGACCCUCCGCCUCGCGCACCGCGCCUACUCCAUCCCCGCGCGCGAGGUGCCCACCGGCCUGGGAGAGGGCGAGAAGGUCAUCUGGGAUAAGCUCGCCGCGCGCUUCCCCGGGACGCAGUUGCAGGUGCAGGACGUGUCUGGCGGCUGCGGCUCGUUCUACGCCAUCUCCGUCUCGUCCCCCGAGUUCAAGGGCCUCUCCAUGGUCAAGCAGCACAAGCUCGUCAACGACUGCUUGAAGGAGGACAUUAAGGGGAUCCACGGAUUGCAACUCAAGACAAUCCCAGAGGACGCGGCAUAG